This is a messenger RNA of Endocarpon pusillum Z07020, 4137 nucleotides long. RefSeq lists its product as uncharacterized. The record is from RefSeq and is a predicted model, not a curated record. The transcript has 8 exons. Gene Ontology annotation, biological process: DNA replication; nucleotide-excision repair, DNA gap filling; DNA synthesis involved in UV-damage excision repair. Gene Ontology annotation, molecular function: DNA-directed DNA polymerase activity. The coding region runs from base 1 to 4137 and encodes 1378 amino acids. Gene Ontology annotation, cellular component: nucleus; delta DNA polymerase complex. Lineage: Eukaryota; Fungi; Ascomycota; Eurotiomycetes; Verrucariales; Verrucariaceae.
AUGGCUCCCUAUGAAGCUGACCCCAGGUUUGACGCUUUCUCCAUCAUUCUCCCUUAUACUGCAGACGCCGAAUGGGCUGAGGAAGGCUGGGACAUAUCCGAAGGAGACACUACCGUGUUUCCACCGACAGCAUCAAGCAUUGAUCCGGCAACUUCCACAGCACAGGGACCCGGACCAGCACUUAUCUCAGACACGACAAGGGAUGCGACACGGGAAAAAUUGCUCAGGAUCCCUCAACUCAUGAGAUGGAAGACAGGUUCGGAUCAAAGUUCCGAUGCGCUGCAUGAACUUCAGCAUAUACUCGAGGAUUGCGGCGAUUUUAUUAGCAUUGAUAUCGAUAGGCUCCUCAGAUAUGCCAUUGGCAUUGGAAACCUGGAGAUAUGCAACUAUCUGAUCAAACACCACGCCGCCAACUCGAGGUCUAGAGAUACCUGGGGCUUAUCUCCCGUCAUCUAUGCUGGCGCCGCGCCCCGUAAUAACAUCGCAAUUCUCAAAUACCUAGCCAAGACCAUGGGCACGGAGGCCUUCCGCAAAGAAUUGGAUCACCGAGAUAGUUCUGGAAGCACCGCUAUGCACUAUGCGCUCUACCUGCGACCAGCACAUGUAUUGCACUUCUGCUAUAUGCAAGGUGGCGACACGGAAUUCCGGAAUAACGACGUCAACACCGACUGGAGAUCAAGGAUACCGGACGAUGGGAAUAUGCUCAUCGUUUUACUGUACACGAAGUUCCGGGCUCUUCUCGAAGUCCCACUAUGCCUUUGUGGUGCCACUCUAGGAACCGAGAGACCCCGAAGGGGAGAAUGUAUGAUUGUGAGACUUGACGAUCCAGACUUCUCAGUUGAAGGAAUGAUGGGAUUUUCAAUGCAGUGGAUUCAUGUGCCCUUCACUAAUGCUGCGAUGAUAUAUGCUAUUCUAUGCCGUAUGAUGAUGGAAUGUGAAGGUCGAAAACGGCCUCCACUCUAUUGGAUCCCUGAGAGUUUUCGAAGAGCCUCUGCCGUUUCUGGGGGUUCACACCUUAGCUAUAGAAUUCCCUCAUGUCACAGUCAAACCAUCAGUGAGACAUGGUACUCAGACGAAAUGGUCGUGGCGUCAGUGGUUUUCCCUUGUCUUGUGUUACAAUCUACAGAACAGUUUGAAACGUCGAGAGAGCACUUAUUGAAGCAACAAGAGUCCGCAGCAGGUGCCUGGCGUCAGAUUGGCGCCUUCUUCCAGAUCGAACGAACGUUGGAUGAGACCUAUUAUCCUUCUCUCAAUCGAGAGGCUCUGAAUCACCGAAAUGGAAAACAGGUCGUCACGAGAGAGUGCAAAGAGACUGCAGACGGAAAGGACGUAUCUGGCGACAUGAGACCUAUCUUGAUGGUGCCACAAUUAUGGAUUUGGUUGGCCGGUAGCAUGACUAUCUCUGCAUUCACGCCUCUUGGGAAGAAUGCUGGGCGUGCCACGGGGCAAGAGGCACCCCAACCCCACGAGGGAGCAGCCCUCUGGAGUUCUCGUGGCCAAGAUCAAUACAGUCUAUUUGGUGCAAGGUACCCAGAAGAGUUUGUUGCGGAGCUUUUGGCUGAUCAAGUUCGUCGCUUUGGAAAUGUGCAAGGCUCGGAAGAGUUUCAGUCUCCACUUGACAUUUUUGAGCUUGGCGUUGUGCGAGUAUUGUCCAGCGUGGCCAAAUACAUGGAAAACAAUACUCUUACAAGUGAGGACAUUGCGACGGAGAUGGAACUUGUGGAAGCCAUUGCCGACAUCCGGGACGAACUAGCGAUGGUGGGAGAGAUUCUUCGCCAGCAGGACACAGUGUUGGAUGGCUUCAUCGCCCACAUUAAACUGGUUGUAUUGAGAAACCGGCAAGCAGCAGAUGAAGAUGUGGAGAUACCGGAAGGGCUUGCAGAUACGAAAGCCCAGAUCAAAAUAUAUCGCGAUCGAGUCAGCAAAAUCGACCGUGAUGCUGAAAGAGUGGACAAGACCGUGCAGGACCGACUGAACCUUAAGCGAACUUUCGCUAGCAUAAACGACGCACGCACCAGCAUGAGCGAUGCAAAGACAAGUUUACUCCUUGCCGUCGCAGUCAUAGGCUUCACCGUCAUUACGAUCCUGUUCGCACCGCUUGCCUUCAUGACUGCGCUCUUUGCCCUAGACAUUGACGAAUUAGCGAAGCACAAAACCGGCAAUGGAGAUGAUGCUGUGUACACAUCAGGAUACAUCGCUGGAACUUUCUUCGCUGCUGAAGUUACGACAAUCAUACUGACAGGCUUGAUUGUGUGGUACUGUCUUCACAAUAAAGAUCGUCUUGCCGCAUGGGCUGAGAAGCUUGCAAAAAAACCCGAUGAUGCAAGUACAACCACAGCAGGAAUCAUCAAGACAUCGAAUUCAUCAGCAGCGCCACCCGUACUGAGCCCUACAACGAAGAAAACCCAAACGACGACCGCUCUCGCCAACGACCAAGCUGCAGCCUCGGCCAGAUCUUCUGUGCUAUCGCAGCGUCGCACGCGACCGGUAGAUGCUACUGAUGUGGAGGAGCGAGGGUACGGAACGAAAAGGAUGGCAGUUUCUCAUCGUCAAUGGCUUGCGGCGCAGGUACUGUCGGAUCAACAGACCAUCUCCUACCGCACGCUUGCUCGCGCUGCCAAAGUCCAUGUCAAUGCCGCGAAGCGCAUGCUAUACGACUUCCACGUCCACGAAAAUGCAAAGAAGCCUGGUUCUGUGCACGCAACCUACCUGCUUGCUGGUACCAAGAAACUUGAUCAAAAGCCUGCGGCACGCAAUGGACAAAAUGGGGAUCACAAUGAAGAUGAACCUAUACCAUCAAGUCCCCCACCAUUCACGAGCUCAAUGCCCCAAUCCUCACAGCAAGACCACGAGGCUGAGGAAGCAGAAAUAUCGUCCAUCAGAACGAUUACGCUGGUCAGAGAAGAGUCAUUGAAUGCCGUCAAAUCCUCGUAUGAGACAAUAACCUCAAUACAUAUCUACUCUCUCUCCGCUUAUCGCCUGCAAGAUCUGCAAACUCUCUCAGACGUAGGCCGUCACCUUUACAACACGUAUUUUGUGAAAGAAGACCCGCUUGAACACAAUGCCAUAUACGGCGUCAUCGGCAACAAGAAUGUCAGGCGCAGGACACGUCGAGGACCACCCCCACCUUCUGUAGCAUCGAAACCGACCAUCAAGGCCGAGACCACCUCGAAAACAGCCUCGAACCCUGCCGCAAAGGUUAUUACUACCCCCCAACCACCCGUCAAGAAAGAGGAGACGUCGCGUCCCAGCUCAGCAGGCAGCACAACAACGACCUCAACCACCACCAAACAACCCUCCCUCAAACGCGACACGUCCGACAUCUUCAAAGCCUUCGCCAAGAGCAAGAAUGCAGCAGCAAAACCAACACCAAAUCUCUCCCGCAACGGGACCGGUUCAUCGAUUGGCAACUCCGAAGACAAAGACUCUAAUCUUCCCAACACCACUGACGACGAAGGCGAAUCCGAAGAAGAAGCCCUCUUCCUCGACACCAAGACCCGUGCUCCAUCGAAAAAGCGAGCCAGCACCGGCAAAGCAGAACGAGAAGCCAAGCUCCGCAAGAUGAUGGACGACAGCGACGAGGAGAUGGAAGAUGCGCAACUGAUCGACCCAGAGCAAGCCGGAUACGGGAAGGGCGAUCAGCCCAAGAAAGACGGGAAAUCACAAAAGGCAGCCAUCUUGACGCAGGGAGCUGGCCAAGAAGACACCAGUUCCAACGAAGCCGAAGGCGUAAACUGGUCAGACUCGGAAUCCGAACAAAGGCCACCGGACAGGAAAGAAAAAGCAAGAGCAGAAGCAGAAGCCGAAGCCGAAGUCGAAGUGGACCCCACAGGUAAACCGUCCGCCCCUCCCAAACGCCGCCGCGGCAAGCGGAAAGUCAUGAAGAAGAAGACCAUGAAAGACGAGGAGGGCUACCUCGUCACGCGCGAGGAAGCGGUCUGGGAGUCUUUCUCCGAGGAUGAACCGGCUUCCCUGCCGGCUGCGAAGACGAAGAUGAAGCCCGCUGCUGGAUCGCAGUCGCAAUCGCAAUCGCAAUCGCAGGGGAAAGGCGGAGCCAAAGGUGGCGGUGCGGCGGCGGAGAGGGGGAAGCAGAAGGGAGGAGGGGGAAAUAUCAUGAAGUUCUUUGGUAAGAAAUAA